AUGAGCACUAUCUUAGCCGCUUGCUAUCUCUUCGGACUGGCAAGCGGCUUUGUGGCAGAUUUGUCUCUUCUUGCCUUCGCAGGCACUCCGGUUGGACAGGUAAUCAACUUCAAUGGGCUGGACAUAUACGUAUCCAAACCGAAGGAACAGUCAGGUAGCAAUGGCAUGCCCGCUCAAAGCAAACCAACGGUUGGCAUCGUCCACUUGACAGACGUGUUCGGAAUUCAGUCAACGGAGAACAAACUUCUCACAGACAGUUUCGCGCGCGCUGGCUACGUCACAAUCAUGCCCGAUCUCUUUAAUGGAAAGCCACGAUCCGAGGAUCCAAAGUCCGGCUUCAACGCGACCGAGUUCUUCGGGUCGCACGGACCGAGCGUCACUGAUCCUAUCGUCACGACGGCACUCUCAUACAUGCGCGACCAGAUGGGUGAUGAUGAGAUCAAAGCAGUAUCAGGCCCCGCUAGCUUGGCCAUCGCUGAAAAGGACACGGGUAUGAAAAUACAAAGAAGGAUUGAGAUUGAAAUGGCUAUGGCACGCACUGGUCAGCCAUGGACUAUGAACUUGUAUGGGGGUGUUCCGCAUGGAUUUGCAACCCAUCCCAAUCUUGAUGUACCUGUUGAAAAGGCUGGCAAGGAGGAUGCGUUUCUACAAGCAGUUCGGUUCUUUGAAUCCUGGGUUUGA
Molecule: messenger RNA, 681 nt
Organism: Colletotrichum aenigma
Lineage: Eukaryota; Fungi; Ascomycota; Sordariomycetes; Glomerellales; Glomerellaceae
Gene: tropI-3
Product: Hydrolase tropI
Exons: 5
Coding region: 1-681 (226 amino acids)
Molecular function (GO): hydrolase activity
Source: RefSeq, a predicted model, not a curated record